AACUCGUAUGUGGAAGACAACAUGCUUCACCUAAGGGUAACUAAGUCAAACUACGGGUCCAAAAACCCCUUCUAUCUGGAGAACUGCACGUAUACGAAAAGCGAUUCCAAUCAAAGAUGUGGCGAAAAGAAGUACAGAUUGCCGUUUAGAAAAUUUAUGCCCCCCUUUGAUUCGGCAAAACUGAUUUCCAUUGAGACAUUUAAGUACUGCCGCAUAGACAUCGAAGCCAAGAUGCCCAUCGGAGACUUUCUAUUCCCAGGACUCACGCUGACUUCAGUUCAUCACGACGCCAUUCGAAUUGCCAUUGUCCGGGGCAAUAGGAAGCUAAACGAUUUCGCCAGCAACGAGAUCGGUGGCACAACCCUUUAUGCCGGGGCAAUCCUCAACGAUAACGGAGGACGCACCUACGAAUUGAAAGACUUCGCCAGCAGGGAGGAUCACUAUGGGAAUGACUUUCACACUUACACGGCCAUUUGGAAGGAGAAGAGCAUCACCUUUAAGGUAGAUGGUCGCACCUUUGCCCAGAUAUCAAACUCGACGGUAGUUCAAGAACUUAGUCAGACAGAGCGCCAUAUUGAGUUGUACCUCACCGUCGGCGGAGAGUACAAUUUUCCGGAUAACCGCGUUCCACCGGAGCAAAAGAGCUAUCGCAAUUUCGAGACGGGCCUAUCAUCGAAAAUUAAGAAGGCCAUAAACAAUUCUCCCACUUGGUACCAAACUGUGAUGGUCAUAAAAAAGAUAAAUGUUUAUUCUACCGAUGAGUACGAGGAAUGAAUAUGGCUGUGAUCUUAUUAAUCUAAAAUACUUAAUAACUAAAAAACUGUGAUCUUUGAAAACAAGUGCACUUGUAAUUUCGUUAAAUAAAAAAAACUAUAACUGGGCAAAAUAAUUAUAAGCUCUCAAACCAAUGUGACAAUGGUCAUUUCAUUUCAUUUUUACAUGAGAACAGCGAAAGAUUAAGAGCGUAUAUGCUAUACACCAGGGAGUGGAGUAACCCACAGGUUAUCAUAUUGACCACAGGACUGGAUUCUCCAGUAGCUUACGAGAAUCUAUAUAGAACGGCAGUUUCAUUUAGCCGCCAUGCGGAAAGGCUGUGUUCUUUUAACUUGGCUAAGUAGUCUUGUUUCCUUUAUGAUUGCGCUGGAGGUACCGCAUCCAGUGGUAAAUGCAAGGGGAAGGGAAGUUUCCAUAAUGUUACCCGGGGAGCUGGAAGGGAUCGAGUCAUUGUUCUUUCAAGCCGAGUUGGUUGACGGAGAGUGCGAUAACAAUGCUUAUUCUUUUGCAAACGAAAGCACAUGGAGUGUGAAGAUUGAGAUGCGAAAUUCCAUC
Molecule: messenger RNA, 1329 nt
Organism: Drosophila teissieri
Lineage: Eukaryota; Metazoa; Arthropoda; Insecta; Diptera; Drosophilidae
Product: gram-negative bacteria-binding protein 2-like
Exons: 3
Coding region: 22-774 (250 amino acids)
Biological process (GO): carbohydrate metabolic process
Molecular function (GO): hydrolase activity, hydrolyzing O-glycosyl compounds
Source: RefSeq, a predicted model, not a curated record